Messenger RNA from Jaculus jaculus (lesser Egyptian jerboa), 315 nucleotides. RefSeq names its product thioredoxin-like protein 4A. Lineage: Eukaryota; Metazoa; Chordata; Mammalia; Rodentia; Dipodidae. Gene Ontology annotation, biological process: mRNA splicing, via spliceosome. The coding region runs from base 1 to 192 and encodes 63 amino acids. The record is from RefSeq and is a predicted model, not a curated record. The transcript has a single exon. Gene Ontology annotation, cellular component: U4/U6 x U5 tri-snRNP complex; U5 snRNP; spliceosomal complex.
AUGUCCUACGUGCUCCCGCAUCUGCACCGUGGCUGGCAGGUAGACCAGGCCAUUCGUUCUGAGGAGGACCGCGUGGUCGUCAUUCGGUUCGGGCACGACAGGGACCCCACCUGCAUGAAGAUGGACGAGGUUCUGUACAGCAUCGCUGAGAAGAAAUGGAAGAUAGCGGGAGAUCUUCCUCAUCUGUUAUGAGCCCUGUUUGGAUGUCCCAGCUGUUUUAAAGCCAGCGUUGGUGCGUUGGUGUGGCUUGAGCUCCGUGGCAUCCUCUCUGGUUCUCUGCAGUCUGACAGGCUUCCCUCCCGCAAGGCCCGGAGA